This is a messenger RNA of Maylandia zebra (zebra mbuna), 3478 nucleotides long. RefSeq names its product WD repeat-containing protein 48. The record is from RefSeq and is a predicted model, not a curated record. Gene Ontology annotation, molecular function: ubiquitin binding. Gene Ontology annotation, biological process: double-strand break repair via homologous recombination. Lineage: Eukaryota; Metazoa; Chordata; Actinopteri; Cichliformes; Cichlidae.
UUCACUGUCAACAUGCAAGAUGGCCACGCAUCACAGGCAAAAUGCUGCUGGGCGGAGGAAAGUACAGGUAUCAUAUGUCAUUAGAGAUGAGGUGGAGAAGUACAAUCGAAACGGGGUGAAUGCACUCCAGCUCGACCCUGCUCUGAACCGGCUCUUCACUGCAGGGAGGGACUCCAUCAUCCGGAUAUGGAGCGUCUACCAGCACAAACAGGACCCAUACAUUGCAUCGAUGGAGCAUCAUACAGACUGGGUUAAUGACAUAGUCCUCUGUUGCAAUGGAAAAACUUUGAUAUCUGCCUCAUCGGAUACGACAGUCAAAGUAUGGAACGCACACAAAGGGUUUUGUAUGUCAACGUUACGAACACAUAAGGACUACGUGAAAGCGUUGGCUUACGCUAAGGACAAAGAGCUGGUAGCAUCAGCAGGUCUGGACAGGCAGAUCUUUCUUUGGGAUGUGAACACACUAACAGCACUCACUGCUUCCAACAACACUGUCACCACUUCAUCGCUGAGUGGGAACAAGGACUCAAUCUAUAGUCUGGCUAUGAACCAGAUGGGCACGGUUAUUGUAUCAGGAUCCACAGAAAAGGUUCUGAGAGUGUGGGAUCCUCGAACAUGCGCUAAGCUCAUGAAGCUAAAAGGUCACACGGACAACGUCAAAUCGUUGCUGCUGAAUCGAGACGGCACUCAGUGCCUAUCAGGCAGUUCAGAUGGGACCAUUCGCCUUUGGUCCCUCGGCCAGCAGAGGUGCAUCGCCACCUACCGUGUGCACGACGAAGGGGUGUGGGCCCUGCAGGUCAAUGAGGCCUUUACGCACGUAUAUUCUGGAGGCAGAGACAAAAAGAUCUACUGUACGGACCUGCGUAACCCAGACAUCCGUGUCCUUAUCUGUGAGGAGAAGGCCCCAGUGCUCAAAAUGGAACUGGACAGAUCUGCGGACCCACCUCCAGCAAUCUGGGUCUCCACCACCAAGUCAUCUGUUAAUAAAUGGUCUCUAAAGGGAAUGCACAACUUCAGAUCAUCCGGAGAGUAUGACAACGACUGCACCACCCCUCUGACACCACUGUGUACUCAGCCAGAACAAGUCAUCAAGGGAGGUGCCAGUAUUAUUCAGUGCCACAUUCUGAAUGACAAAAGACACAUACUCACCAAAGACACCAACAACAAUGUGGCUUUCUGGGACGUCCUAAAGGCAUGUAAGGGCGAAGACUUGGGGAAGGUUGAAUUUGACGAAGAGAUUAAAAAGCGCUUCAAGAUGGUCUAUGUGCCAAAUUGGUUCUCUGUUGAUCUGAAAACUGGGAUGCUCACUAUCACUUUGGAUGAGAGUGACUGCUUUGCUGCCUGGGUGUCUGCAAAGGACGCAGGGUUUUCAAGUUCCGAUGGAUCGGAUCCAAAGUUGAACCUGGGCGGACUAUUGCUUCAGGCUCUGCUGGAGUUCUGGCCCAGAACCCGAAUCAACCCCAUGGACGAGGAAGAGAACGAGGUGAACCAUGUGAACGGAGAGCAAGAAAACAGGGUCCAGAAAGGCAACGGAUAUUUCCAGGUGCCACCACACACACCAGUUAUCUUUGGAGAAGCGGGAGGCAGAACCCUUUUUAGGUUGCUAUGUAGAGAUUCAGGCGGAGAGACUGAAUCCAUGCUGCUCAAUGAGACAGUCCCACAGUGGGUUAUUGAUAUAACUGUAGAUAAAAAUAUGCCCAAGUUCAACAAAAUCCCGUUCUACCUCCAGCCCCACUCUUCCUCUGGUGCAAAAACUCUAAAAAAGGACCGACUGUCGGCCAGUGACAUGCUCCAGGUGAGAAAGGUCAUGGAACAUGUUUAUGAGAAGAUCAUCAACUUGGACAACGAGUCACAGACCACCAGCUCCUCGGCCAACGAUAAACCCGGGGAGCAGGAGAAGGAGGAGGACAUGGCCAUGCUAGCUGAAGAGAAGAUUGAGCUAAUGUGUCAAGACCAGGUGCUAGAUCCCAACAUGGACCUGCGAACAGUUAAACAUUUUAUCUGGAAGAGCGGAGGGGACUUGACACUUCACUAUAGGCAGAAGUCCACGUGAAAGUCGUCAUUUUUAAAAGCAGAACUCUUUGUCAUUUGCCAAUCACCACCCACCUCUGACAUGUAGUACCCUAAAACCCCAUUGUGUGGUCAAGAGUUGCAGUAACAGUGAGAAUCCAGUAAAAUUUGUGGGGACAUGGCUCAUGUUGUAUUAUAGGAAACUGAGAAGAACAGGCCGGCGCAGCCAACAGACACCUGGGAAAUAAGUGGUCCAUAUUGUUUUUUUUAAGUUUGGACGUAAAUGUCUCCUCUCUGCAUCCUUUUUUUUUUCCUUGUUCUUCUUCCUCACAUCUUUGACUGUCCCUGCCCACCCUUUCCUGAUUGGCAUUUUAUUUUUGAAGCGACUGAAGUUGCAGUGCGUGUUUGUGUAUGUAUGCACACGGAUGUAGUAGACUGUCUGUUCUAGUACAUUCCAGGAAACUGUCCUUGUUCUACAGACACUCCAGUCCUGUCUCAGCAGUAUCACCAGUUUAGGAGUACACUUGGUCUCUGGGUAGCCUCACAGUCCCUCAAAGACAAAAAAACCCCUCUGUUCUGUAGUCGACGUCGUCUGCAUUAACUUGAACUUAACCUCGGCUUAGACAUCCAGUUAGUGCAGAGCUUGAACCUCAUCGACAGAAGCAGUCCACGUUGUCUUUUGUUUUUAGCGGUGUUAUCCUCAAAGGAAUGAAUGUUCUUUAUUUUGUAAAUAUAUGUACAACAUUUUUCAUUUAAAUUACUUUUUCUUUUGGUUUUGCAGCUGUUUUCUUUUUGUUUUUGUACAGUUUACUUAAAAAAGCAAAACACACACAAAUUAUUUUUCCAAAUCCCUGCAGCACAUUCAUGGUCAUGAACGCUAAAUGACUUGAAUGGUAAGAUUUGCAUUUGUUGAUUUCACUGCAAUCUAAAACUUGCAGUUAGUAUUUGUGUAGGUCAUCUUAGCAAUUGGGGAAAUUAUAUAUAGGGUAUAUAUCUUAAACAGUAAUUCAUGCUUAGAUGCUCUGCGUUUGGUUCACGAGCAUGGACUCUGAUGACAGCGAGGGUUGUUCCUAAUGUAUAUUUCAUUUAGAUUCAGUAGGAGUUCAGUGGAGCAUAAAUUUAACUUGAAGGGGAAUCUCAUCUGAGAUAACAUACGAACAUUCAGCCACUGUGGGAACUUCACCAAAGUGUAAUAAAUGCUAACACAUCUUGUCGCUUGGUGUGUCACCAAGCCACAACAACAGAUCUUUUCAUUGUAAUUUCCUGGAGUUUAAUUUUGCCACGAGUGUGUGUAAUGCCAUAGCAGGAGGGAGGAUGCAUUGAGUGAGCUCUAAUUGGCCAAAAAUAAAAAUCCAAGAUGGGUACAAAUAAUCAGGCCAUAACUCUGCAAUAUCCAUUAUUGUAAUCAUUUGUGAAAUAUGUAUAUUUUAGGCAUUCAAAGAAAUAAAUUGGAAUGGUUUAACAAUGA